UGGGACUCACAAGCCAAGUCUUAUUUCUCGUCCUAGAAAGACGUCCAAUGCAGAGUGGACAGAAACAAAAUGAAUGCGUUAACAUGCUUCAUGUUAAUCGUGAUAUUAAUAAGUGGAUUGGUUUCCAGAGUGAAUAGUGAAGUGUGUUCUGACACCAGUGUGAAGUAUGUUGUGGACAUACACACGGGAGACAAGUGGCUUGCAGGAACAGAUGCCGAUGUCUUCAUUCAGUUUAUUGGUCCAAAGGGCACUACGGCAAAAUUACCACUGGGUGGUAGUUUUGAACGAGAUGACAGAGACACAUCUGAGGUUGGAUAGUUUAUUUCAUUAAUUAUAUUGUUUGUUGAACAGCGGGGUAUGCACUUUGGAUUUAUUACUUGUCAGUCGAGCCAAUCAUAUCGCUUGAACACUGGACCAUACGGUUUUUGACAAGCCUGAAUUCAUACACAAACAUUACUUAAAUUGCACUAUAAAACCUGUUAUCACUUUUGGGGGCUUAACAGUUAUAAGAUUCAAUAUAUAUUGGGGUCGGAUAUAAAUGCAUUUCUAAUCAUACUCUGUCCCAACAUUCUCUACAUUUAUAUAUGUCGUGUAUGCAUGCGUGUGUGCAUGCUCGUGUUUAAUGUGUUUAAUAACUAAACACUCAAGUUCAUUUUUUAUGUAUUUUUUAAUUCGUCGUAACUUGAAUAGAUAUUAUAAAUAAUAAUAAAUGUGUAUGUGUAAGAGACCAGUGGAAAGUCUAUUAUUGUCUGUAAUGAAAUAGACUAGUUUAAAGUCUGGGUUAUUUUUACUGGCUGCAAUGCAUUUCAUUAUGUGCAUUAUACGGUGGCACGUGCAUUGCGAGGGCAGUGAUCUCCAGCCAAUGGGAGACGGCUGCACUGCAGUGAGAGACAAAUAAAAGCGGUUAGCGACGAGUGUUCGGAGUCUUCCGCUGGGAACGUGAUUGGGUCGGUAGGUAAAACCGUAUGAGUAAAUGUUAGGUUAAUUGGGGCUGGGGGUGGUCGUAAUUUACUGUAGUUGUUAUUUAAUACAUUCGACAGUGAACACUGCGAUUAUAUGUUAUGUUUUGUGUUUUGAUAAUUAUGUACUAAAUAUUAUUAUUUCAAUUGGUGUUUUGUGUUUUAUUACAUGUAGUAAUUACGGCAUCCGGAUGAAUUUCGAAUCUGCGUGGAUGAGCGCCCGUGAGGGAGCCUUCAUCUCCUGUCGACAUUCACUUGUUGAGGGUUGAGGGGAGAUUGACGCUCACUCGUGGCCGUUCCGUCCUCGUUGAUGGUGUUAUGUAUUUAAACAUACAUGCAAGUGUUACAAUUUAAACAGUGACUCAGUCUGAUGUGACUCUUUGGUAUACGCAUUGGUUAUCUCCCCUCUGUACUAACUCUUAAAUAAAAAAAAGAAAUAAAUAUCAGUAGAGCAUGGUCACGAAUGACUUUGUCCAAUGUCAUUUUAAUAUUUAACAACUGACGACGAGGAUAAAACUCCUAAGUAAGUGCAAUGGCCAAUAUUAUUGGACACAUAGAAGAGUUUAAUCCCAAAACUCAAGACUGGGGUACGUACGCUGAGCGUUUAGGCCACUACUUUAACGCGAACAGUAUUGACAAUAACAAAAAGGUGUCGACCCUACUGUGUCUUAUUGGGGGCAACACAUACACAAUUUUGCGCAAUCUCUUGGCUCCGGAGAAGCCUACUGACAAAACAUAUAAACAGUUAAUUGAUGUUUUGGCAACACAUUUCUCACCAAAACCGCUUGUUAUUGCCGAACGAUUUAGAUUUCGGAAACGAAACCAAGAACAUAAAGAAACUGUCACCGAUUACGCAGCUGUUUUACGGCAGAUGUCGCGAUAUUGCGAAUUCAAUGCAGUGUUAGAUGACAAUUUGCGUGACCAGUUUGUUUGUGGGUUAACAAGUGAAGCUGCACAGAAACGUUUAAUAACUGAGGAAGAACUUUCCUUCAAUAAAGCACUAAAGAUUGCACAUUCUAUGGAAACCGCAGUAAAAGAUAUUGGUGAACUAAAGUUAAACGUGAAUCAUUCAUCAGAAACACCUGUGUACAAAGUACAAAAUUAUUCAAGACCGCAAAAUCGCGCAAAUAUGCAAAAGUGUCGUCACUGUGGCAAAACUAACCAUGCCUGUAAAGAUUGCUGUUUCCAGAACAGCAACUGCAAUUCGUGUGGAAAGAAAGGACAUAUUUCUACUAUCUGUCGAAGUAAAAAGACGAAGCCAGAAAAAUUUAAGAUGAGUCUACAGAAGUCUAAAAAAGUGCAUCAAGUUGAUGAAUCGAAAUCGGAUUCUGAAUCUGAGAGUGAUGAAACAGCAUUGUUUUAUACAACACAAAAAAGAAAAAGUGAUGUCAUAUGGGUUCAUCCCAAAGUUGAGGGUGUUGAUUUUCCCAUGGAGCUGGACACAGGUUCUGCACUAUCCAUAAUAUCCACAGAAUAUGACUGGAAGAUUGUGGCAUGAGAGCAGAGAAAAACAAAUGUUUCUUUUUCAAGGAUUCAUUAGAAUACCUUGGACACCUCAUUGAUUCUGAAGGGUUGCAUACCACCAAAGAAAAAGUUGAGGCAGUUACAAAUGCACCGGUUCCUGAAAAUGUGACGCAGUUAAGAUCAUUCCUGGGAAUGUUAAACUACUAUCACAGAUUUCUACCAAGUUUGGCAUCAGUCAUAAAGCCAUUAAAUCGACUGUUGGUUAAAGAUCAAAAGUGGAAUUGGUCAACAGAAGUGAACUCAGCAUUUGAGAAAGCUAAAACAAUGUUAGCAUCGUCGAAUGUUCUUGUUCAUUACAACCCAACCUUACCAAUUACCUUGGCUUGUGAUGCUUCGCCAUAUGGAAUUGGGGCAGUGUUAUCACACAUGUGUGACGACAUCGAAAAGCCCAUUGCAUUUGUUUCUAGGACAUUAACAAAAACUGAACAGAAAUAUGCUCAAAUUGACAAAGAGACUCUUGCGUUAGUGUUUGGUGUGAAAAAGUUCCAUCAGUAUCUGUACGUUCGGAAAUUCACUCUCGUUACUGAUCAUCGUUCACUCACGAAAAUAUUUGGCUCAAAAACGGGAAUUCCAACAUUGGUGGGCUAUUUGCUUAGCCGCUCAUGAUUAUGAAAUCGUGUAUAAAAACUCUGAAAAGUAAUGCAAAUGCGGAUGGACUUUCGCGACACCACUGAAGUUUGCACCAAAUGAAAAAUGUCACACCGUAGAUAUAUUCAAUAUUUCACAAAUUGAACGCUUGCCAAUCAAAGCAGAUGACAUUCGGAAAUAUACCCGAAAAGAUCCAACAUUAUCCAAAGUGUUGGACUUGACCCAGACUGGUUGGUACAAGACACAAGAUUCAGCAUUACAGCCAUACUUCAUUCGUAAAGAUGAAUUUACAAUUCAUCAAGGUUGCUUGAUGUGUUGCAUGCGUGUGACUGUACCACCCAAACUUCAAUUACAAGUUUUGGAAGAACUUCAUAGUGCUCACAGUGGAAUUGUGAAAAUGAAGGAACUUGCAAGAAGUUACUUUUGGUGGCCUAAACUUGAUUCUCACAUAGAGGAUUUGGUUAAGUCAUGUGAAGAGUGUCAGCAGAUUCAGAAAAUGCCGGGACCAGCCCCAUUGCAUCCAUGGUCUUCUCCUGAUGCUCCAUGGAAAAGGUUGCAUAUUGAUUUUGCCGGACCUUUUCAUGGCCACAUGUAUUUAGUUGUGGUUGAUUCUCAUUCUAAAUGGCCGGAAGUGUUUAUCAUGAAAGCCACAACUGCAGAGAAGACUAAUGAAAUUUUGAGAGGAUUGUUUUGUCGUUACGGUUUGCUCUUGCAAAUUGUCAGCGAUAAUGGACCACAGUUUGUUUCAGCAGAGUUCAAGUACUUUCUAGAGAUGAACGAAGUACAGCAUAUUCUUAGUGCUCCUUAUCACCCAGCCACAAAUGGUUUAGCAGAACGGUUUGUUCAAACUUUUAAACAUGCCUUGCGUAAACUCAAGUCAGCGGAUAAUCUACAACAAAAACUGUCUGCAUUUUUGCUCACAUAUCGAAACACAUCGCAUUCGACUACAUCAGAAUCGCCUGCUAUGCUGUUGUUGGGAAGACGACUAUGUUCACGUUUGGAUUUGCUGAAGCCCAAAUUGGCAGUAACAGUGCAAAAGCGACAACAUGGUCAAAUCAGUGCUCGAGAGGGAAGAAGAAAACAACGAAGUUUCAGUGUAAAUCAACCUGUUUAUGUUCGAAACUACAGGGAAGGUUCUAAGUGGGUAACAGGAUCGGUAGUAGCCAAAACCGGCCCUGUGUCAUAUCAAGUUGCAAUUUCACCUAACAUGAUAUGGAAACGUCAUGUUGAUCAGUUAGUGACGAGGUCUCCAUCAGAUUCAGUUGAUGUUGUGCAUAGUAGGGGUGUAGUACUGUGUUCUGAUGAUCAUCAUAGUGUUAUCAGUGAAUCAAAAGAUGACACUAGUGAUGUGCAGUGUCGUUAUCCUGUGCGCAGUGAUCGGAAACCUCCGAUUCGUCUUGACUUGUGAAAUUUUGUUUGAAAAAAAUAAAAACAGUGUCUUAAUUACUUUGUUAAAACCUUUAUUUAGCAUUAAGUAAAUGGUUAAUUACUUACUAUAACAUUUAUUUGACACUAAGUAAAUGCUUAAUUACUUUAAUAUUAACAAUUAUUUUGCAUUAAGUAAAAGCAGUUUCUGAACAUAUAUUCCAAGGGAAGUGAAUAUACUGAACAUUGUGUUAUAACUCGAUUCCAUGAGAACUCUUAAGUUAGUUUUUUAUUGUCUAGUUAUUUUCUGUUCUUCUAUCAAAAGCAAAUACUAAGCAGUUGUGUGUAAGCUGUUGUCCAUCUUCACAUUUAAGCAGGGAGGAGAUGUUAUUUAUUUAAACAUACAUGCAAGUGUUACAAUUUAAACAGUGACUCAGUCUGAUGUGACUCUUUGGUAUACGCAUUGGUUAUCUCCCCUCUGUACUAACUCUUAAAUAAAAAAAGAAAUAAAUAUCAGUAGAGCAUGG
Molecule: messenger RNA, 4963 nt
Organism: Gigantopelta aegis
Lineage: Eukaryota; Metazoa; Mollusca; Gastropoda; Neomphalida; Peltospiridae
Exons: 3
Coding region: 1492-2457 (321 amino acids)
Biological process (GO): DNA integration
Molecular function (GO): nucleic acid binding; zinc ion binding; protein binding
Source: RefSeq, a predicted model, not a curated record